Messenger RNA from Impatiens glandulifera, 1713 nucleotides. Its product is annotated as scarecrow-like protein 13. Bases 118 to 1620 code for a protein of 500 amino acids. The record is from RefSeq and is a predicted model, not a curated record. Gene Ontology annotation, molecular function: sequence-specific DNA binding; DNA-binding transcription factor activity. NCBI's taxonomy places the organism in Eukaryota, Viridiplantae, Streptophyta, Magnoliopsida, Ericales, Balsaminaceae. Gene Ontology annotation, biological process: regulation of DNA-templated transcription. The transcript has 2 exons. Gene Ontology annotation, cellular component: nucleus.
UCUUGACAAAAACCAGAGAGAGAGAGAGAGAGAGAGGCUUUACGAAGUAGGAAUCGAAGAUCAGUUCGCAGGGAACUUUGAAACAAACUGGCAUUAGAAUUUGGUGGCGCAGCGGAGAUGCGGACGCAGCCCCAAAAUCAAGGCAGUUACUACCACCAUCAGCCUAUAAAGAAAGUGGAUCAAUACUGCUACUCUUCUUUGCACAUACUAAACAACAAUAUGUCCCCUGAUCAUAAACUUCCCCCACAAACUCAAAUUUCUUUCCAGAGACAAGAAGAUUCAUACUUUACACUCGAGUCAUCUACACUUUCUAGCUACCCGAGCCAUGAAUCCCCUCCUGCAGCGAGCGUCUCAUCUAGCAGAACCCCCUUAUCAUCGCAAGAAGGUUCACAAUCUCACAAUUCAGACCCAACCCAUAAUUCUUGCAAUAACACCCAUGAUUCCCCUGUUAGCAACUCUUCAACUUCAAUUGUGGAUGAUAACGAAAUCCUAGACUUGAAACAACUGCUUAUCCGCUGCGCGGAAGCGAUAUCAAAUGGUGAAUUUUCGAAAGCGGUGAGGAUGACUGAGACUCUAGAACACAUGGUCUCGGUUUCAGGGGAGCCCUUUCAGAGGUUAGCCGCGUACGCGUUGGAGGGACUCAGAGCGAAGCUCCUAUCCUCGGGAAACAUAAUCUACAAGAAGUUGAAAUGCGAUGAGCCAAUCACAAGCUCUGAAAUGAUGUCAUACAUGUCCGUCUUAUACCACAUAUGUCCUUAUUACAAAUUCGCAUACACGUCCGCAAAUAUCAUCAUCAUGGAAGCCACUCGAAACGAAAAUCGAAUCCACAUUAUUGAUUUCUGCAUUGCCCAAGGAAGCCAGUGGAUGGACUUCAUUAAGAUGCUGGCAAAGCGGCCAAAUGGGCCGCCUUCCCUUCGAUUAACCGGAGUUGACGAUUCCGACUCGUUCCACGCACGCGGAGGAGGAAUGGAUAUAGUGGGGACUCGUCUUAAAGAAGUAGCCGAUUCAUGCAAAGUUCCGUUUGAAUUCCAUUCCGCGGGCAUGUCAGGUUGUGAUGUGGAACUCGAGAGGCUCGGAAUCAGAACCGGAGAAGCCAUAGCAGUGAACUUCCCAUACAUGUUGCACCACAUGCCAGACGAGAGUGUGAACACUUGGAACCACAGGGACCGGUUAAUAAGACUUGUGAAGAGUUUAUCUCCGAAAGUGAUGACACUAGUCGAGCAAGAAUCGAAUACGAAUACUUCUCAUUUCGUGGCGAGGUUUUGCGAGACUCUGGAUUAUUACAAUGCCAUGUUUGAAUCUAUAGAGGCGGGUUGUCCUAAAGACGAUGAUAAGAGGAGGAUCAAAACAGAGGAGCAUUGUGUGGCUCGGGAUAUUGUGAGUAUAAUAGCUUGCGAGGGAGAGGAAAGGGUGCAAAGACAUGAACUAUUUGGGAAGUGGAAGGCUAGGCUUAUGAUGGCCGGUUUUAGUCCUUGUCAAUUGAACCCUUAUGUGAGUAUUGCAGUUAAGGAGAUGCUUAAAAGAGAAUUCAGUCCUAAUUUCAAAACAGCAGAGAUGAAUGGAGCGUUAUACCUCGGGUGGAAGAACAGAGCCAUGGCGACUUGUUCUGCAUGGAGAUGAAUUAGUGGUGCCAAAAGAGGUACAAACAUAUGUAAAGAAAGGAGAACCUAAUUGGAGGUUGUUUCUAGUGAUUAGGUUUCAAAUUCUAUAAAA